AAAAAAAACUUUUGCAGGAAGAAAAUUAUACUAUAAUUUUGUUCGUCAUCAUUUUAAAGAAAUAAUGUCUAGUUAUGAGCGAAAUACAAAUAUAGUGACGAAGAAUCAGUCUCCUCCUAGAGGAACAAAGUCCAGUUAUCCAACAACCUCGGUCAUUCAGAAUCGCUCAUGCAGCUUCAGUCAAAGAAGAAACGAAAAGACAAUUCUGAAGAAUGUCGAGCGCAAACAAGUUUUACCAUAUGGGAAAAAAACUUUGUGGACAAAGAUAAAUGAAGCAACAACAUGGCAAGAAAAGUUGCUCCUAAUGCCACAUUAUGAUGAUGUCGAUUGGUCGAUGUCUGUUCCGCUUCAUCUGGAAAAGGACACUCCCCUUUCACCUCGAUUACCAUUUCCUAGGAUACCUUCGAUAAAAGAAAACAAUGGAGUUAUGGAUCCGAUCUUGUUGGAAAUGUUGAAUUCUUUUGAAGUGGCGUAUAAAACUACUACCGAGUAACAGAGAAAUGUGCCCACCUAAGAAUGACUUGGAUUUACUUAAAAACAUGAGAUUUUUGAUACAAAUAAUAUUAUAAU
This is a messenger RNA of Papaver somniferum (opium poppy), 570 nucleotides long. RefSeq lists its product as uncharacterized. Lineage: Eukaryota; Viridiplantae; Streptophyta; Magnoliopsida; Ranunculales; Papaveraceae. The record is from RefSeq and is a predicted model, not a curated record. The transcript is spliced from 3 exons. Bases 65 to 493 code for a protein of 142 amino acids.